AUGGAAACAGCAGUACGUAAAGCGACUCGACUUGAAUAUCGUCCACCUAAAGAAAAGCAUCUUCAUACAUUGGUGAGCUUAACAUUUCAAAGCCCACACUUGAUUGACAGUAUGCUGGGUUCUCUUGAAAGACGCUUAAAAGAAAGAUCAUGGAUUAUCACGUAUAAAGUGUUUGUCAUUCUACAUUAUCUUAUGCGAGAAGGCAAUAGUGAGCGUGUAACAGAAGUUAUUCUCCAUAGACCAAGUCUAUUGGAUGCUAGUCGAAUUAAGAAUAAAUCAUCUUCACCCUCGAAUAUUCAAAAUAUCUAUCUUUAUCGAGCGUAUUUGGAUGAACGAGUGAUUGCUUAUCGACAGCUACAUAGGGAUUAUGUCAAGGAGAUUCGAAAUGGACAAAAGAGACUUAGAUAUCUGUCUGUAGCAGAUGGCUUGCUUGAUGAAACAGCUGCUCUUCAGCGUCAAAUGGAAUCAGUUCUCAAGUGCAAAUUUAAUUUCAGUGAUGGGGAUCCUUCUAUCUCAUUUGCUGCUUAUAAAAUGACAAUUGAUGACUUAUUGUCUCUCUUUCAAGCCAUUAAUGAAAGUGUCGUCAACAUAUUAGAACACUAUUUUGAGAUGAACAAAAAAGAUGCGACUGGUUCACUCAAGAUAUACAAGAAAUUUGCUCAACAGACAGAAUUGACGAUUGAUUAUCUUAAUGAAGCAAAGCGAAUGCAACAAGAAUUACAAAUGAAUAUUCCUUCUGUUAAGCAUGCACCUUUGUCACUUGCUGCUGCAUUGGAAGAAUAUUUA
Gilbertella persicaria is the source of this 786-nucleotide messenger RNA. RefSeq names its product AP180 N-terminal homology domain-containing protein. Lineage: Eukaryota; Fungi; Mucoromycota; Mucoromycetes; Mucorales; Choanephoraceae. The transcript has 7 exons. The annotation marks the transcript as partial. Gene Ontology annotation, molecular function: phosphatidylinositol-4,5-bisphosphate binding; 1-phosphatidylinositol binding; clathrin heavy chain binding. Gene Ontology annotation, cellular component: clathrin-coated vesicle; clathrin-coated pit. Gene Ontology annotation, biological process: clathrin-dependent endocytosis; vesicle budding from membrane; clathrin coat assembly. The record is from RefSeq and is a predicted model, not a curated record.